Mus musculus (house mouse) is the source of this 1887-nucleotide messenger RNA. RefSeq names its product microfibrillar-associated protein 1B (gene Mfap1b). The record is from RefSeq and is marked provisional. Gene Ontology annotation, cellular component: nucleus. The transcript has 7 exons. Lineage: Eukaryota; Metazoa; Chordata; Mammalia; Rodentia; Muridae. The coding region runs from base 112 to 1431 and encodes 439 amino acids.
GUCAGUUGCGCAGCUGUGUCCAGCACAGCCUGUGGGACGCGGCGUUCUGCUCCUUGCUCUUCGUUGUUGGGAUUGAGUCCGUUUUGGAGAGUCUCCGCGGCAGCCGUCACCAUGUCGGUCCCAAGCGCACUCAUGAAGCAGCCGCCCAUCCAGUCUACGGCUGGGGCCGUCCCAGUUCGAAACGAGAAAGGUGAGAUCUCAAUGGAAAAGGUGAAGGUGAAACGAUAUGUGUCCGGAAAGAGACCAGAUUAUGCCCCUAUGGAGUCCUCAGAUGAAGAGGAUGAAGAAUUUCAGUUCAUUAAGAAAGCUAAGGAACAAGAAGCAGAGCCUGAGGAACAGGAGGAGGACUCAUCCAGUGACCCCCGACUUCGGCGGUUACAGAACCGCAUCAGUGAAGAUGUGGAAGAGCGAUUGGCUCGACACAGAAAGAUCGUGGAACCUGAAGUAGUGGGAGAGAGCGACUCAGAAGUAGAAGGGGAUGCUUGGCGCCUGGAACGAGAAGACAGCAGUGAGGAAGAGGAGGAAGAGAUUGACGAUGAAGAAAUUGAGCGGCGCCGUGGCAUGAUGCGUCAGCGAGCACAGGAGAGGAAAAAUGAAGAGAUGGAAGUCAUGGAGGUGGAAGAUGAAGGGCGCUCUGGGGAGGAGUCUGAGUCAGAGUCUGAGUAUGAGGAGUACACAGACAGUGAGGAUGAAAUGGAGCCUCGACUUAAGCCUGUCUUCAUUCGAAAGAAGGAUCGGGUGACAGUUCAAGAACGAGAAGCUGAAGCAUUGAAACAGAAGGAACUGGAACAAGAAGCAAAACGCAUGGCUGAGGAGCGGCGCAAGUACACCCUCAAGAUUGUAGAAGAAGAGACCAAGAAAGAGCUAGAGGAGAACAAGCGGUCUCUUGCUGCCCUGGAUGCGCUCAAUACUGAUGAUGAAAAUGACGAGGAAGAAUACGAGGCAUGGAAAGUCCGCGAGCUCAAAAGAAUCAAGAGGGAGAGAGAAGACCGAGAAGCGCUUGAAAAGGAGAAAGCAGAAAUUGAACGCAUGAGAAACCUGACUGAGGAAGAAAGGCGGGCAGAACUUCGGGCAAAUGGCAAAGUCAUUACCAACAAAGCUGUUAAAGGCAAAUACAAGUUUCUACAGAAGUAUUAUCACCGAGGUGCCUUCUUCAUGGAUGAGGAUGAAGAAGUCUACAAGAGAGACUUUAGUGCACCUACUCUUGAGGACCAUUUCAACAAAACCAUUCUUCCUAAAGUCAUGCAGGUCAAGAAUUUUGGACGGUCUGGUCGCACCAAGUACACCCACCUUGUGGAUCAAGAUACCACUUCCUUUGACUCUGCAUGGGGCCAAGAGAGUGCCCAGAACACAAAAUUCUUUAAACAAAAGGCAGCAGGGGUACGAGAUGUAUUUGAGCGACCAUCUGCCAAGAAGAGGAAAACCACCUAGUCUUCAGCUUAUUCCAGCUGUGGGACACAAGGGGAUCUGGUCAAUUCUCUUGAACCAUUAUUUACAUGGUUCUUGUAUAGAGCUUUCCAGACUUGCGGCCAUAACUUGUGUUUGAAGGUGCUUUCUAAGAGGUUUGGACUCAUACCGAGAAACCCACAGAAAAGCACUAACCGGGUAGGCUAGAGGCUUCCAGCUUAAAACCACUCCUGAGAAAUCUUAUGUUUCUCACCUUGGCUUCCCACAUUGACUUGGGACUAUUCUGAGUGUUUGUCUAGCCUGGAUCAGAUACCUGGACAUAUGAAUGGAUGGUGUAUUCUUUCUUUCUUCUUUUUUUCUUUUUUCUUUUUCUUUUACAUUAUUUCUUCCUUAGGGUUAGGAGUAGGCUAUCAGGAAAUCCAAGCUCAGUCCAACCUGUUUUCCAUUUGUGGUGUUGAAUCUUAUAAAUAUACAUUUUGG